Molecule: messenger RNA, 2055 nt
Organism: Brettanomyces nanus
Lineage: Eukaryota; Fungi; Ascomycota; Pichiomycetes; Pichiales; Pichiaceae
Exons: 2
Coding region: 1-2055 (684 amino acids)
Biological process (GO): iron ion transport; copper ion import; intracellular iron ion homeostasis
Cellular component (GO): plasma membrane
Molecular function (GO): ferric-chelate reductase activity
Source: RefSeq, a predicted model, not a curated record
AUGUGGGUUGGAAGUCCAGAAUUCUGGUCCUGUGAUAGCGCUGUUACAAGCAGCCUUGUUUUUGACUUUUUACCCCUUGGAUUGGCAGAAAAUUCAGCAUUUUAUGAUGCAAUGUGUGGAUACGAGCCAUGCAUUGGCUCUAUGAUGCUUUGUUGUGAUGAAUUGGUCAAUUCAGAUCCUAGUAAGAUGAAGAAGAUAUUUCAUGUUGCGUCUGAGGCCUGCACAAUGUAUUCCAGUUUUCAUUACAAGUGGACUUAUUACAGAGAUCAAUAUGAGAAUGCAACAAAAAAUGUCAUCAAUCCUUCAGAUAUUACAAACUAUUCUUUACCUGUUUAUGGACCUACUUAUCCAAACAUGACGGAUGCUAUUUUGAUUAACAAGGGCUACCAAUACUUCUACAAGAAUUUGGAUGAUGCUACAUUCUAUUCCAUUGGAAUUUGGGUCUAUUUUGGAUUGGUUAUUCUAAUUGCUGCAUUCUUCAAGUUUCUUAAAAGAACUGGAGCUAGUCAAAUGCUUUGCAAUCCUCUCAUAAAUAUAAUUAGAAGUUAUAUUACUCUACCUGCAAUGAUUCCAGACGGUCAUUGUUCGGAACAAUUUGGGUGGAAAUAUUUCAGCUUCCUUCUCCCAAAUAGGAUAGAAUCCUUAGUUGGCUUUGGACUCACUAUUGUUGAGAUCGUUUUUUACUGCAUCCCAUACCAUCAGAAGGAGUCAGCUUACUUAUUCACUACCUCUGAUCAGGCAUGGAAAAGAUAUGUUGCAGAUAGAGCAGGAAUCUUAUCAUUUGGUAAAGUGCCAUUAUUGAUUCUUUUCGCUGGAAGAAACAACAUGCUAUGCUUUCUUACCGGCAUCAAAUAUUCUUCUUUCAUUCAAUACCACAAAAUGGUGUCCAGAUGGAUGCUUAUUGAUGCUUUAAUCCAUGCUGUUUCCUAUACAAUUAUAGAAAAAGGUGCUUACGUCGCGGCUCUCAAGGAGAGUUACUUUGCGUGUGGUGUAGCUGCUUCUGUGAUUGGUGGAUGUAUGUGGCUAUUCUCAUUCCAUGUUUUCAGAGAAUAUAGUUACGAGAUUUUCCUUUAUUUUCAUAUUAUUAUGGCAAUAGCAUUUAUUAUCAUGUGCUGGUAUCACUGCAACACUUUGGGAUGGGGCGAAUGGCUAAUAACUGCCUGUUGUCUCUGGGGAGUUGAUAGACUAAUAAGAGUUUUGAGGAUGACAAGAUUUGGCUAUCAGACUGCUCGGUUUGAAAUUAUUAAUGAGACGUCAUAUAGAGUUACUGUUCCAAGACCAAAAUCGUUCAAUUCAGCUCCCGGUCAGUAUGGCUUUGUUUAUUUCAGCGAUCCAUUUCUUUUCUUUCAGAAUCAUCCUUUUACUUUAAUCAAUAAUGGUGACAGCAUCACUUUUUAUAUUAAAGCCAAGAAGGGUGUUACUGCUAGGAUAAUGAAACAAUUAUCAAAAACCAGAGAAGGUACCAUGCUGAAAAAGAUAUGCAUUGAAGGUCCAUAUGGAGAUUCAUCUCCUGUCGGAAGAUUCGACAACACUCUUUUAAUUGCUGGUGGUGCAGGUAUUCCGGGUGUGGCAGAUUACGCGAUGAAACUAGGAGCUAGAGAGGAGUUAAAGAUGAGAAUCAAGUUCGUAUGGAUCUUGCAAACGUUGAAAGGAACAGAAACCUACAUAAGGGAUCUUGUUAGUAAGCUCAGAAAUACAAAAGUUGAAGUGGACCUUUACUUGACCCAAGAAACUUCACAGAGCUCUAACGACGUUCAAAGGCUGUUGAGUCAAUGCGUGUACUGUGUUUCUUGCGACGAAGAACUUACAUCGUCAUCAUCUGAAAAUAAUAAAAAGAGGGAGACUAGCAAUAUUGAUUUUAUCUCUAUAAAUUACGGAAGACCAGAGAUGAAGGAUCUAUUGAAAGAAGAGUUGGAAUCUUUUGGAGCUGGUAGUUUGGCUAUUGUUUCUUGUGGACCUGGCAAGAUGGGGGAUGCUCUCAGAUCUGCAGUUUCGAAAGAGGUUUUAAAGAGUAAGAGUAGAAUUGACUUUUUUGAUGAGUUGCAAGUUUGGUGA